This is a messenger RNA of Saprolegnia parasitica CBS 223.65, 687 nucleotides long. RefSeq lists its product as hypothetical. NCBI's taxonomy places the organism in Eukaryota, Oomycota, Saprolegniomycetes, Saprolegniales, Saprolegniaceae. The coding region runs from base 1 to 687 and encodes 228 amino acids. The transcript has a single exon. Gene Ontology annotation, molecular function: protein binding. The record is from RefSeq and is a predicted model, not a curated record.
AUGAAACGACGGGGACCGCCCGACGGCGCCGGGAAGGUCACGCGCGCCUACAGCACCUUCAUCGUCAUCGCCGAGCCGAGCGUCCAUAGCCACAUAUGGGCGUCGCGCCUGCUCACGACUGCGCGCGAGAUCCUCGUCGCGAUCGCCGAGUUUCUCGACGCGAGCGAGCUCUUGUCGCUCUCGAGCAGCUGCCGGUACCUCUAUCACCUCAUGGACGCGUCGCUAUGGGAUCGCGUGCUUCGCACGCAGCUCAAGGUGUCGCCGACGCGUAUCAAGCCGAGCACGAACCGGCGGCUCCUCGUUGCGACCUGCGUGCGCAAGAACACGUGCUACCAAUGCCAGCGGUACAUGCCGCGUGGCUGCAAGACACUGCGGCGAUGCCCACCGCAGUACAACGACUGGAAGCUGUGCCAGCGCUGCUUGCGCUUGCCGCAAUUCGCCGCCGAUGGCCACUGCCGGCGACGCCUUGACCUCUCGUGCUUGACGCCGGAACGGCUCUUGACGCCGCAGCCGUGCCAGGCGAUUUCGCCCGAAUACUGCAGCUGCCUCGACUACAAAAAGCAGAUACAUGGUCUCCUCGCGCUCCUCAACCGAAGCGACGCGACGAGUCCGACGUCGGGUAGCCAGUCCAAUGCCAGUCUCUUCUCGUCCGACUCGGACGACUUUGAUGGCCACACGUUUAGCUGA